This is a messenger RNA of Hordeum vulgare subsp. vulgare (domesticated barley), 341 nucleotides long. RefSeq names its product mitochondrial intermediate peptidase, mitochondrial-like. Lineage: Eukaryota; Viridiplantae; Streptophyta; Magnoliopsida; Poales; Poaceae. The record is from RefSeq and is a predicted model, not a curated record. Gene Ontology annotation, molecular function: metalloendopeptidase activity. The transcript is spliced from 4 exons. Gene Ontology annotation, biological process: proteolysis; peptide metabolic process. Bases 3 to 341 code for a protein of 112 amino acids.
CGAUGAGGAUUUACAAGCAUCUUCAAUACCUGAACACAAAUACUACUUUAUACAAUGCGAUAGUAAAAGCUGAGAGUGAAGGUGCCCUGCUCUCAGAGGAAUCUCGGAAGGCAGCAAAUAACUUGCGUGCCGACUUUGAGAAAGGAGGGAUUCAUCUUCCUAAAGAUAAACUCGAGCGUGUUAAUCAGCUGAACCUUGCAAUUGCGCAUCUGGGUAGAAAGACCAGACAGACGCAACACCCGGUCUCCGCCUACCCCAAUCCACUUCAGUCCUCGCCCCCAACCCAUCAUGAGGAUGCAGAACUCAGGCAGUGCUGGUCCGGGCCUUCAUGUCUUCGUUGA